UAAAUGUCCCAGUCACAGUUUUCCCAGGGACUGGCUAAAAAGCUUCUGUUGUUUCAUUCCUUCUGCGCCUCUUGCUACCUCCAACUGAGGCUCCAGGACAAGGAUGUGGGAGUUGCGUUCCUUAGCCUUCUCUCGGGCUGUCUGUGCAGAGUUCUUGGCCACACUUCUCUUUGUCUUCUUCGGCCUGGGGUCAGCCCUCGACUGGCCUCAAACUCAAUCCUCUGUCCUGCAGAUUGCCCUUGCCUUUGGUCUGGCCAUUGGCACACUGGUGCAAACUUUGGGGCAUGUGAGUGGAGCUCAUAUUAACCCAGCUGUGACUGUAGCCUGUCUGGUGGGUUGCCACAUCUCUUUCCUCCGGGCUACUUUCUAUGUGGCUGCCCAGAUCCUGGGGGCUGUAGCUGGGGCUGCCCUUCUCCAUGAGCUUACCCCAUCUGAUAUCCGGGGGAAUCUGGCCAUCAAUGCGCUCAAUAACAAUACCACUGCUGGCCAAGCUGUCACCGUGGAGCUCUUCUUGACCCUGCAAUUGGUCCUAUGUAUUUUUGCUUCCACUGACAACCGUCGAGAGGACAACAUUGGCUCUCCAGCCCUCUCUAUUGGCUUCUCAGUGGCCCUGGGCCACCUUUUGGGGAUCCACUAUACUGGCUGUUCCAUGAAUCCAGCUCGUUCCCUAGGUCCUGCAAUCAUCGUGGGCAAAUUUGAUGACCACUGGGUCUUCUGGAUUGGACCUCUUGUUGGUGCCAUUCUGGGAUCACUCAUCUACAAUUAUCUCCUCUUCCCUCAUGCUAAAAGCCUCUCCGAAAGGCUGGCCACCUUGAAGGGGAAGGAGCCAGAUGUAGACUGGGAGGAAAGGGAGGUGAGGAGGAGACAAUCGGUGGAACUCCACUCCCCCCAGAGUCUGCCUCGGGGCAGCAAAGCCUGAGAUUCCUUUGGCCCUCCACCUUCCCUCGCCCCACCAGGCCUUCUGGGGCAAAGAGAAUGAACCCCAGAGAUAGAACAGCUAAAGGAACCUGGAGCUGUUGACUGGGGGGGAAGGGUCAGCGCUUAUGCCCUAAACUGGAGGGGGGAAUCUCCCAUCCACACAUUACUUUCCUAUCUGGAUAGGAGACAACCUGCCUGCUCCCACCUGCAUUCUCAUCCUUCCAAGGCCAGAAGGUGGCCCCAGUAAAGGAUCAGAAAGUUUACUGCACAGGAUACAUAUUGGGGAUGAGGGAGGAGAGCAGCAGGUCCUGGUAGGUGUAAAAAGAGGGAUGAGGCAAGGGAUGAGGUCAGCAGAAGAAGUAGCAAGAGCUGCUGAGUUAUUAGUGAAAAAGAAGCUUGAUAAGUUCCCGAAUUUGACCCUAGAAGGCAGAGUUAAUUCCCACCUAUUUCUAUAAUUCUCCCUGCUUUCCUUAAGAUGGCUCAGACCCUACAAAUCCAUCUCCCCUCAGUUCUCCAAGUAUUUUGAUUCCCUUAACUACAGCUAAGAGCCCAGGGGCAGAGGGAUAUUAGAAGCUAAGUCAUCACCUUCUGGUGGGUUUGUGUUUCUGGGAUUAUGUGUAUGUAUAUGUAUGUGUCUGCACAUUACUUAUGUAAUAUAUGUGUCUGCACAUUA
Molecule: messenger RNA, 1591 nt
Organism: Sarcophilus harrisii (Tasmanian devil)
Lineage: Eukaryota; Metazoa; Chordata; Mammalia; Dasyuromorphia; Dasyuridae
Gene: AQP2
Product: aquaporin 2
Exons: 4
Coding region: 104-919 (271 amino acids)
Biological process (GO): transmembrane transport
Cellular component (GO): apical plasma membrane; plasma membrane
Molecular function (GO): water channel activity
Source: RefSeq, a predicted model, not a curated record